Messenger RNA from Vigna unguiculata (cowpea), 1154 nucleotides. Its product is annotated as DNA-directed RNA polymerase III subunit RPC4-like. Gene Ontology annotation, biological process: tRNA transcription by RNA polymerase III. Gene Ontology annotation, cellular component: RNA polymerase III complex. NCBI's taxonomy places the organism in Eukaryota, Viridiplantae, Streptophyta, Magnoliopsida, Fabales, Fabaceae. The record is from RefSeq and is a predicted model, not a curated record. Gene Ontology annotation, molecular function: DNA binding.
ACCAACUUUGCCACGUUCUGUUCGGAUCAGCAUUGCACUCUAAUGGAUUCAGAGCCUUCUCCGCAAGUCAAACGGAAGCAUAAAUUUGCACCACGAGCACCACCGCGUCUUGUUCCAAAGAAAGAAGUUAAAACCGAAGUAGUUGAGGAUGCUCAGGCUGAUGCGAACCAGGCUAAGGAUCUGCUGCGGCGUUUCAAUGAGAGUGCUAUGAAGGCAAGGAACAAGGUUGAGAAAAAAGUGUCAGCUUCACAAAUUGCUUUUGGUUAUGGUGGUGAAUCAACUUUGAAAUCAUAUGGUAUUGCCAGGGGUGGGAGAAGUGUCAACAUCAAUCAGAAUUCAGCAUCUAGUGUGGUGGCAGAGAAAGAAUACACAGAACCAUGGGACUAUUACAGUAAUUAUCCAGUAACUCUUCCUUUGAGGAGGCCAUAUUCUGGAAAUCCAGAGCUUCUUGAUGAGGAGGAAUUUGGGGAGGCUGCAGAGUCCAGAACAUACGAUGAAGAUGCAUCAAAUUCAGCAAUGGAGUUAGGCCUUUUGGAGGAAAACCUAGAGGCAAAUAUGUUCUUGGUUAAAUUGCCUCCAAAAUUGCCUAUGGUUAUACAAUCAACUACUGAUGGAGGCAAAGAAGUUAAUCCAAAAUCUAAACCUCCUGGAGGUUCAAAAAAAGUGGAGAAGUUUUGUGAGUUGAAAGACUUGCCAUCUGGCUUCAUGGGUAAAAUGCUGGUAUACAAAAGCGGUAAAAUCAAGCUCAAGCUUGGCAAUACCCUUUAUGAUGUUUCUUCGGGUAUGAAUUGUGCCUUUUCCCAAGAUGUGGUUGCUAUCAAUACGGCUGAAAAAAAUGUGUGCACCAUUGGGGAGAUAAGCAAACAUGUUACGGUAACCCCGGAUAUAGAUGACAUACUUGACAAUUUGUCUUAUUAGUGAUAAAUUCAAAUCAUCUUUGUUUUCAGAUAGUUUACAUUUUACCAAAAAAGGAUAGUUUACAUUUACAAAAAAAGGAUAGUUUACAUUUUUACGUAUAGUUAUGAAUUUGUUGAAAUGAUGUCAUAAACAGUGGACUGAGAAUAAAUAAGAAAAAAGAGCACGCAAUUUUCUUUCUGUCUUGAAACGGAAUCAUAUAUGAUUCACAGAACUUAAUGCAGGAAAGGAAUUCCCAG